Molecule: messenger RNA, 1008 nt
Organism: Paramecium sonneborni
Lineage: Eukaryota; Ciliophora; Oligohymenophorea; Peniculida; Parameciidae
Source: the annotation of a GenBank genome assembly
AUGAAUAUGAUAUACGUUAAUUAGGCUUAAAAACCUAAAUAAUCAAUAGCCAAAAGAUCUACAAGUGGCACUAACAGAUCGCCAUUUGUAAAAAUUCAACAAGAAUAACAUUAUUAAGAACCUAUUCCUACAAGAUAAGAAUAAAUUUAUAAAAAGACUUGCGAAGACCUAAGAUAAAAAAUAAAAACCUUUAAUUAAUUAUAAAGGUGCAAUGUUAUUCUCUUUGGUCCUAGUGGCUCUGGAAAGUCAUCUUUAAUAAGGACAUUUAAUACUAGUUUAAAUUAAAUACAAACAUUACCAGAAAUGUUAUGUAUUAAAGAUCUAUUACAUAAUGAGGGAACAAAACAUUUCUAAAGCAUAAAUCUUCUUUAGUCAAAAGAAAAUAAGAUAUUUUCAAAAAUGAAUUCAUAUUUAAUUUAAAAUUGCGAAAUCAAUAUCCUAGACACUCGAGGAUAAAUUCACUUAAGUUCAAAAGAAAAUAAGCAAGUUGAGCUUAUGCUAGAAGGGAAGGUAAAAAAUAUGAGUCUGGUUGAAUAGAGAACAUAUAGGUAUGCUUAUAAAUUAUGGGAGUUCUGGAAAUAAGAUUGUGAACUAUUUCCUUAAGAAAUUAUUAGUUGUGGAACCUACAUCCCUCACUAGGUUUUAAUAGUUUUUGAUGGCAGUUUAGAUAAGGUACCUAAUGGGAAAGAAGAGACUGAAUUUUAUUAACAAAUAUUAGGUCUUGUGAAAUAAAAGGGCUACGACAAUCCAUUCAUAAUUUUAACUUAAUUGGAUAAAUUAGAGUAUAAAUUUAGACAUCAUGCUGAUUAUUAAUUAUAUGUUGAUUGUAGAAUAGAAUCAAUUGUUUAAUCUCUAAAAAUUCCAAGAGAAAGCGUUUUUUUUAUUGAAAAUUAUCAUGGACAAUAAUAAAGUUCAGAACUUGAUUAUUAAGCACUGAGACUAUUGUACGAAUGCUUAUAAUAAGCAUCUAAAUAUCAUAUUUAAAGUGUAGAAUGUAAAUUUUUUUGA